ACAUUUAUAGUGCUAAAUAAAGGGAAGACAAUCUUCCGUUUUAGUGCCACACCUGCCUUGUACUUCAUAAGUCCUUUUAAUCCGGUUAGGCGAAUAGCUAUUAAAAUUUUGAUACAUUCUCUUUUCAGCAUGAUCAUUAUGUGUACUAUUUUGACCAACUGUAUAUUCAUGACCUUUAGUGAUCCUCCCGAGUGGUCAAAACAAGUAGAGUACACAUUCACAGGAAUUUAUACAUUUGAGUCUCUUGUAAAAAUCUGCGCGCGAGGAUUCUGUAUAGAUGGGUUUACAUUCCUCAGAGAUCCAUGGAACUGGCUGGAUUUCAUGGUCAUAUCGAUGGCAUAUAUAACAGAGUUUGUGGACCUGGGCAAUGUAUCUGCGCUGAGAACAUUCAGAGUUCUCCGAGCAUUGAAAACUAUCUCUGUCAUUCCAGGCCUGAAGACCAUUGUGGGCGCCCUGAUCCAGUCUGUGAAGAAGCUUUCGGAUGUGAUGAUCCUUACCGUCUUCUGCCUGAGCGUCUUUGCCCUCAUCGGCCUCCAGCUCUUCAUGGGCAACCUGCGCCACAAGUGCGUGAUCUGGCCAAUCAACAGCACCGAGAACUACCUGGCCAACGGCAGCAAGGGCUUCGACUGGAAUGAGUACAUCAUGAACGAGACCAAUUUCUACUUCCUGCCUGGCCAGUUGGACGCUCUUCUAUGUGGGAACAGCUCUGACUCUGGCCGCUGCCCGGAGGGCUACACAUGCAUGAAAGCUGGGAGGAAUCCAAACUACGGCUACACCAGUUUUGACAGCUUCGGCUGGGCCUUCCUGGCUCUCUUCCGACUCAUGACACAGGACUUCUGGGAAAACCUUUACAUGCUGACCCUGAGGGCGGCAGGGAAGACCUACAUGAUCUUCUUUGUGUUGGUGAUCUUUGUGGGUUCGUUCUACUUGGUGAAUCUGAUCUUGGCUGUUGUGGCCAUGGCCUAUGAGGAGCAGAAUCAGGCCACCAUGGAAGAGGCUCUGCAGAAGGAGGAGGAAUUCAAGGCCAUGUUGGAGCAGCUCAAGAAACAGCAGGAAGAUGCCCAGGCCGCUGCCAUGGCAACCUCUGCGGGCACAGUGUCAGAGGAUGCAGUAGAGGACGAUGGAGGAGGGCGUCUGUCAUGCAGUUCCUCUGAGAUGUCAAAGCUCAGCUCCAAGAGUGCCAAAGAGCGGCGUAAUCGUAAGAAAAAGUGGCGGCAGAAGGAGCAGGAGAAGGAGAAAGGCGACAGUGAGAAGUUUGUUAAGUCAGAGUCGGACGACGGCAGCAAGAGGAGCCGCUUCCGUUUCCCUGAUAAUCGCCUGGGUCGAAAGUCUUCCAUUAUGAACCAGUCCCUCCUUAGUAUACCUGGCUCGCCUUUCCUGUCCCGCCACAACAGUAAGAGCAGCAUCUUCAGUUUCAAAGGACGCGGCAAGGACGUGGGCUCGGAGAACGAAUUUGCCGAUGAUGAGCACAGCACGGUGGAGGAAUGCGAGGAGCGUCGGGGCUCCCUCUUCAGCCCAUAUCGGCGGAACAGCUACAGCGGCUUCCACGGGAAGAGGAACAGCACGGUGGAUUGCAACGGCGUGGUGUCACUCAUCGGCCCUGGGCCCGGCGGACGCCUUCUGCCUGAGGUGAAAAUAGAUAAGGCAGCUACUGACGACAGUCCGACUACUGAGGUUGAGGUGAAGAAGAAGCUGUCGGGCUCCCUGAUGGUGUCUGUGGACCAGCUCAAUACCUCCUUUGGGCGGAAAGAGCGGGCCAACAGUGUCAUGAGCGUCAUUACCAACACACUAGUGGAGGAACUCGAGGAGUCUCAGCGCAAGUGUCCGCCAUGCUGGUAUAAGUUUUCUAACACAUUCCUGAUCUGGGAGUGCUCCCCCGCGUGGAUUAAGAUCAAGGAGAUUGUGAACCUGAUAGUCAUGGACCCCUUCGUGGACUUAGCUAUCACCAUCUGUAUCGUCCUCAACACCCUCUUCAUGGCCAUGGAGCACUACCCCAUGACCACCGACUUUGAAGACAUGCUGUCUGUAGGCAAUCUGGUGUUCACGGGGAUCUUUGCCGGGGAGAUGCUUUUCAAGCUGGUGGCUAUGGAUCCGUACUACUACUUCCAGGAGGCCUGGAACUGUUUCGAUGGUUUCAUUGUGACGCUGAGUUUAGUGGAGCUGGCUCUGGCUGACGUUGAGGGCCUCUCAGUCCUGCGGUCGUUCCGAUUGCUGAGAGUGUUUAAGCUAGCCAAGUCAUGGCCCACCCUCAACAUGCUGAUCAAGAUCAUUGGUAACUCGGUGGGAGCCUUGGGGAACCUGACUCUGGUGCUGGCCAUCAUCGUCUUCAUCUUUGCUGUGGUGGGCAUGCAGCUGUUUGGCAAGAGCUACAAAGACUGUGUGUGUAAAAUCGCUGCUGACUGUGAGCUGCCCCGCUGGCACAUGAAUGAUUUCUUCCACUCCUUCCUGAUCGUCUUCCGGGUGCUGUGCGGUGAGUGGAUCGAGACCAUGUGGGACUGCAUGGAGGUGGCAGGCCAGGGCAUGUGCCUCAUCGUCUUCAUGAUGGUCAUGGUCAUCGGUAAUCUCGUGGUGUUGAACCUGUUCCUUGCCUUGCUGCUGAGCUCAUUCAGCGCUGACAACUUGGCUGCGACGGAUGACGACGGUGAGCCCAAUAACCUGCAGAUCUCCGUCAUGCGCAUCAAGAUAGGCAUUGCGUGGAUAAAAGCGAAGGUGGCGAUACUGGUGGCCAGUCUGCUGAAGAAACCACCGAUGGAGGACGAGCAGAAGCCUUUGGAUGACAUGUAUGACAAGAAGCUGAACUGCAUUGCUAACCACACCGGGGUGGACAUCAACCGUGACCUGGACUAUGCCAAGAACGGGAACGGCACCACCAGCGGUAUUGGCAGCAGCGUGGGCAAGUAUAUGAUUGAUGAGGACCACAUGUCGUUCAUCCACAACCCGAACCUGACUGUCUGCGUGCCCAUAGCUGUGGGAGAGUCUGACUUUGAGAACCUCAACACAGAGGACUUCAGCAGCGAGUCGGACAAUGAGAACAGCAAAGAGCUGGAUGACACCAGCUCAUCAGAGGGCAGCACCAUCGACAUCAAGCCAGAUGUGGAGGAGGUGGUGGUGGUGGAGGCGGUUGAGGAAUACAUGGAACCAGAGGCGUGUUGGACAGAUGCUUGUGUGGCCAAGUAUAAGUGCUGUUAUCUUGACAUCACUGUGGGUUGGGGGAAGAAAUGGUGGUGGUUGAGAAAAACCUGCUACCUGAUUGUGGAGCACAACUGGUUUGAGACCCUCAUCAUCUUCAUGAUUCUCCUCAGUAGUGGCGCCCUGGCCUUUGAGGAUGUGUACAUCGAGCAGAGGAAGACCAUUCGGAUCAUUUUGGAGUAUGCCGACAGGGUUUUCACCUACAUCUUCAUCCUGGAGAUGUUGCUGAAGUGGGUCGCCUAUGGUUUUGUGAAGUAUUUCACCAAUGCCUGGUGUUGGCUGGACUUCUUCAUUGUGGAUGUGUCUAUAGUCAGCCUUGUAGCUAAUGCGCUGGGCUACUCCGAUCUAGGGCCCAUUAAAUCACUCAGGACACUAAGGGCCUUGAGACCCCUCAGAGCCUUGUCACGUUUUGAAGGGAUGAGGGUGGUAGUCAACGCCUUGGUGGGUGCCAUCCCUUCCAUUAUGAAUGUGUUGCUGGUUUGCCUCAUCUUUUGGCUGAUUUUCAGUAUCAUGGGGGUCAACCUGUUUGCGGGCAAGUACUACUACUGUUUCAAUGAGACAUCUGAGGAAUACUUUCCCGUCGACGAGGUCAACAACAAGACCCAGUGUGAGGACCUCAUAAGAAGAAACCAUACGGAGGUCAGGUGGAAGAAUGUCAAAAUCAACUUUGACAAUGUGGGCGCGGGCUACCUGGCCCUGUUGCAAGUGGCCACAUUCAAAGGCUGGAUGGAUAUUAUGUACGCAGCUGUGGAUUCCAGAGAGGUGGAAGACCAGCCCGACUAUGAAGUCAACAUCUACAUGUACAUCUACUUUGUCGUUUUCAUCAUAUUUGGCUCCUUCUUCACCCUCAACCUCUUCAUUGGUGUGAUCAUUGACAACUUCAACCAGCAGAAGAAAAAGUUUGGAGGUCAGGAUAUCUUCAUGACAGAGGAACAGAAAAAGUACUACAAUGCCAUGAAAAAACUGGGGUCCAAAAAGCCACAAAAACCCAUUCCUCGACCGCAAAACAAAAUCCAGGGCAUGGUGUUUGACUUUGUGACGCAGCAAGUCUUUGACAUUUCCAUCAUGAUACUCAUCUGCCUCAACAUGGUCACCAUGAUGGUGGAAACAGAUGAUCAGUCAGAUGAAACAGAGCUCGUCCUCUACUGGGUCAACUUCAUUUUUAUUGUAGUCUUCACCACAGAGUUCUUGCUGAAGCUCUUUGCCCUUCGCCACUAUUACUUCACCAAUGGCUGGAAUAUCUUUGACGUGGUGGUGGUCAUCCUGUCCAUUGUCGGCAUGUUCUUGGCUGACAUCAUUGAGAAGUACUUUGUGUCACCGACCCUGUUCAGGGUGAUCAGGUUGGCUCGUAUUGGCCGUAUCCUCCGUCUGAUCAAAGGAGCUAAGGGCAUCCGGACCUUACUCUUUGCUUUGAUGAUGUCACUGCCAGCCCUGUUCAACAUUGGCCUACUGCUCUUCCUGGUCAUGUUCAUCUUCUCCAUCUUCGGCAUGUCUAACUUUGGCUACGUAAAACAUGGAGCGGGCAUUGACGACUUGUACAACUUUGAGACCUUUGGCAAUAGCAUGAUCAUUCUGUUCAUGAUCACAACGUCGGCUGGAUGGGAUGGCUUGCUGUUGCCGAUCCUCAACUACCCACCAGACUGCGAUCCCAGUUUGGAAAACCCUGGUACAUCAGUGAAGGGCGACUGUGGUAACCCAUCAGUGGGAAUCUUCUUUUUUGUCAUGUAUAUCAUAAUUUCUUUCCUGAUUGUGGUCAACAUGUACAUCGCCAUCAUCCUGGAGAACUUCAGUGUGGCCACAGAGGAAAGCGCUGAUCCUCUCAGUGAAGACGACUUUGAGACCUUUUACGAGAUCUGGGAGAAGUUUGACCCUACUGCGUCUCAGUUCAUCACUUUUGCCAAGCUGUCUGACUUUGCUGACGCACUGGAGCAUCCACUUCGUGUGCCGAAGCCCAACACAAUAGAACUAAUUGCCAUGGACAUGCCCAUGGUGAGUGGCGAUCGCAUUCACUGCCUGGACAUCCUGUUUGCCUUCACAAAGCGAGUGCUGGGUGACAGUGGUGAGUUGGACAUGCUGAGGCAGCAGAUGGAGGAGCGUUUUGUGGCAGCCAACCCCUCUAAGGUGUCAUAUGAACCCAUCACCACCACACUUCGCCGCAAACAGGAGGAUGUCUCCGCCAGAACUAUCCAGAAUGCCUACCGCACCCACCUCAUCAGGCGUGGCAUCAUCUUCAAGCGCCAUACUUUUACUAACAAUAAGCUCGAGAACGGCGGGACCAACAAUGAGAAGAAGGAGAGCACACCAUCCACAGCCUCUCUUCCCUCUUAUGACAGCGUGACCAAACCUGACAAGGAGAAGCAGGAUGAAAACAAGGAGGAGUGGGCCAGGAAAGAGAAGGACAAAAACCAAAAAGAUGAGUGGGAAUCCAAGUGUUAGGGUUCAGUGACUCUCGAAAUCCAGUAAAACACAGUGAGAUGAGACUCUGAGCCCAAACCCAACAAAUGUAGAAAAAGUCAUUUGCAAGUAAGAAAAAAAACCCAACAAAAAUAUAUAAAAAAAUGUUUACAGACUUCAAUACUACUGAGGCAAUGUGGUUUCUUAUGUCGUCAAAGACAGCUGAACCAAACCCAAUCAGUUUACCACGGAACUGCAGCAUAGUGACCAAGUUCAUGAAAAUGAGGAACAAAUGCAAAAUGAAAAACAAUGACACCGGUGUGCUGGCCAAUGACACACAUUUCUUUGGGGACCAAAUGCCAAGGCACAUAAAUCUCUGCUAGAUGACUGAAGAAUUGCAAAAUCCCUGCCACCACCGAGUGUGGACCCCCGCAGCAAAGCGCCAAUGCUACGGGACUGGAUCAUACUAGAACUGUAUUAGCAGUCUAAAGGAGGGUCUGUAACACUGCAUUUACCGUCUUUGUCCAGAAAGAAAAACAAUAAUCAACCAAGCAAGUUUAGUGAGGAAGAAAACACUAGCGAGGGAGGGGGAAACCCAGAACCAUAGACAAAGAUUUUUUUGUUUGUGCUGGGUAUACUUGCAUCUCAACUCACAUUAUUUGAGCAGCAAAACAAGAUAACAUUUAGCCCAUGUCACUAGUCUUUUCAUCUCCUCUUUGUUAUACUGACACUGAAAAAGACAUUUUCUACAUGGGCUUUCACACUGACUGGGAAGGGGGUCAUUAGUCAUUGUUUUGACUUGGGCUGAAGGAGACUUGCUCAGACCGAGUUCCAGAUAAAUUAUAAUUAUUGUGCUCGUUCAAUGCAUAGAAAUGACUUGCAUGAAGGCAUGUUUUGAUCAGGAAUCAUGCAUGAGUAAUCAUAGUCCACAAGACACUAAUUCUCAGACCACUGCAGUGACUUGACUAUAGUUUGAGGCUGUCCACUGGGGAUAUUACGAGAACUAUAAGUGGAGAAUGAAGAUUAUGGAUAGAUGAUUUAUAGAAUUUUGGGGAAGUGAGAGUCGUAUGAUCCUGCCCUUCACUAGUUUUGCUUUUCUACUGACAGAUCUUUUAAUUAAGCCAUUGAUUAAAAUGUCUGGUGAAUGAAGGAUGUAAGCAAUCAGAGAAUCGGAUCAGCCAACAACACAAAGUAGGAAAUGUUUUUUUGCUGCUCUGAAUGUUAGAAGUGUGGAAAGAGUGUAUGAGUAUUAGAAAGCAGAAUAUCCUCAUGUUGAGGAUGCACAGAUUUGGAGGGCCGUGUCAGUUGUCCUGAACCAAAUCUGGGGCUUACAUCUCUUUGUUUACUUACAUCCAUCAUACAGUCACUUUCCUUACUUACCUGUGGUCCCUGUUACAGCAAUGAGAGCAGGUAAUGUUUCACGCCAAGGAAUCCAUAUCUGGCAUCAGUAAGGAUCUGGUGUGCGCAGUAUCAAUAGAUAUCCCCUCUACUGCUAUAGUUCCUGGAGAAGGGACUGAAAUAUAGUUUCAUUUUAUCCAUUUUGUGCAGAUUGCUUUUGUUGUUUUGUUUUGGGCUACCGGAAGAACUGAAAACUGCAUUUAGGUAGAUACAUUAGGUAGUACUCUCACCGAUUCAUUAAUUUCAAGUUGCUCUUUUGUACUCUGUCAGACCCACAUCAGAAUUUCCCCUUGAGGGACGUCUUUGAGUUGCCAGCUUUAGAAAAACAAAGCCUUGAAUUCCUUCUUUGAUGUCCUUGAGACGCAAUCAUUCCUAGAAAAGGUUUUGAUCAGUGAGAGUGACACUGACCACCCGAAACUGCCGAGUUAGCCGAGAAUUAUCACAAGGACAUGCCUUGUCGUGCCUAGCUUGUAUGGAAAGGUGGACUGUAGAAUCAAAUGGUUUUUGUCUUGUUUUUCAGGGAGGUGGAUAGGCAAUAAAUAAGUAUAAACAUGGACCAAUAAAUAGGUAGCGCCCCUCCCUUCAGGGUUUUAGACUGACUGCCAUGAGAACAAGAGAGAUACAGGAGAACAGAAGAAUAGUGCUUUGGUCUGAGUCGGAGUGCUGAAAGUCCCAUGUUUGUCAGUGUAUCAUUGUGCUUUUGUGGGACCUCUUAAACACUGUGUGGUGUUGGACCCAGGCUCGCACCAUCUUUUCACGUACUUGCAGGCUUUCAAAUACUAUCACCUGCUUCAAAAAUUAUUAGCCACAGACGGAGGUAGAAACACUUGACAUGAUAAAACAUCAGCAGGCCUCACAUCGACGCAGUUCUGUUGUAUAAUAAGCUUUGUGGGUGUUUUUCAUAUAAAAAACCUGAGGCUUUGUUAAGUGGUACACAAGACACAGCUGCCUCCUUAGGUGUUCCUGCCAUUUCUUUUCUACACAGGAGUGAUGGUCCUAUUUAUAAGUGGAUGACUAUACAUAAAAAUCUGGCAUCCAUCGUCGCACCACUAAUGCCAUUUGGUGUGUUUAACACUGCCUGUACCAGACCCCCCUGUCUGUAACAAUAACUGAGGUCUGUUUACAAUAUGAGGUCUCUGAAUCAGUUUGGCUGCUGCACACUAAAAACCAAAUACAUUCCCAAUGAGAACCACAGGAGGAGUGAGUAAUGUCAUUCAAUUUACCCAUGUUCAUCUUGGAUGUAAUGUUUUAGAAUGAUACAUUCACACUUGGAGAAAAAAAAAAGAAAAAAAGAAAAAAAGAAGCAAAAAAAGACAAAAAAAGAUACAAAAACAUAUAUAUGUACAGUGCAGGCUAUGAUGUAAAUGGCACAAUCGCUGAAAAAGAACGAACUUUUUGAGAGAAACUAUAAAUAUUGUAUUAUAUUCUUUUAUUUUAUCCGCAUGCUUUGUUGUGUUUUUUGUAAAUACGGAAUUUUAAAAAUGUUACUACUAAUAAUCAAAAAAUGAAUAAUAACAAUAAUAUAGAAUGGCUUCCAGCUAUGCCCUUUGUCACAUUUGUUACCUUUUGGAUUUUUUGAGACACUUUUCACUUUGUUGACGGAAAUUGAAUGAAAUAUAGAUAUUAUAUAAUGCAAAAGAUAAAUACAUGUAUACAUAUAUGUCUAUAUGUAUAUACAUAAAACAGAAGAACACUGUUUGUCACAUUUGAUUUAUGUGCAACACGUUCAGUGGAUGUCUAAAACUGGUUGUUUCCAGCACCCUUCUAUGUUUGGGAAUAGCUCAUGUGCGAUGUUACUGGAGCUGCUUGCCAUGGAUUGUAGCCUGAUCAUGAUGAAAGGAUACUGUUACCAGCACAUUUCUCACUUACUGUCAUAUGUCUCACCUUCACUGAGUAUACAGGACACACCCACAGUCAUGGACACAAACACACACAGGUGACUCUCCUCACUGCCCACCAUCUUUACCAGUGAUCUCUUCCCGGAGGACGUCAGCUGGUGUGACUGGCUGCCUCGUGCACCCUGAGACGGUACCUACCCCAGGGCCUUUUUCCCAUACCCACACAUCAGUGCCAUUACAGCUCAACAUGCAUACAAUCAUGUACUUGCUUCAUAUCCUCACGUUUCUUUUGUUGAAUAGUUUGUUUCCAGUGUUUCACUCAAUGGCAUGUGCCUUUUUUCUGCUUUUUCUGUGAAUUUGGACAUUGAUGCCACACUGAAAAAAACAAAAAAAGAAACAAACAAAAAAAAACAACAAUAAAUAUGUUUCCAAACUGUGGAGGGUGGGGGUUUGGGGGUGAGCACAACAUUAAUCAGGGAUGUCGAGUCAGAAAUACUGCCGGAGGAUCAUCCAGACCAGUUCAUCUUAAUAUUCAACAGUGUGUGAUGUUAACAGAAAAACAGCUAACUCAAAAAUGUCCUGUUCUUAGUGCUAUGUGUGUCACCCACUUGGCUUGUGAAAAAGCAGCUUGCCUUCUAUAUUUCUGUUUUAUUUCUUCAAUAUUUCUGUUUCCAUCUGAAAUUUAUUUUUGUAUCAAUAUUUGAUUAUAGGACUCAUUCUUUUUUAGCAUGGUUUAUUAUGGGCGUUUUUUUUUUCCUUUUUGCUGAGAAAUUAAAAAGUGCUUUUCAAACUGUUGUUAUCAUUUGACACCGUGAUAAAAGAGGAUAUACAGUACAAUAUGAUUGUGUGUUGCACAACCACUUGGACUCUCGGUAAGAAUAUAUGAAAGAUUGUCUUCAUUUGAGCACGAACCUUUUUAUUACCAAUAAAGCAGCCUUCCAGUUA
This is a messenger RNA of Micropterus salmoides (largemouth bass), 9764 nucleotides long. RefSeq names its product sodium channel, voltage gated, type VIII, alpha subunit a (gene scn8aa). Gene Ontology annotation, cellular component: plasma membrane; voltage-gated sodium channel complex; axon. NCBI's taxonomy places the organism in Eukaryota, Metazoa, Chordata, Actinopteri, Centrarchiformes, Centrarchidae. The record is from RefSeq and is a predicted model, not a curated record. Gene Ontology annotation, molecular function: voltage-gated sodium channel activity. Gene Ontology annotation, biological process: sodium ion transmembrane transport; neuronal action potential; membrane depolarization during action potential.